AUGCACCUGCACAUCCUCAUCUUAGCCUGUCUCCUAUUAAAGGGGCUGGCUCGCGCGGAGGAAGUGGAGGUCAUCGAGGCGAUACCCGGGGAGGAGAGCCGCAACGAGAACUCGGCCGGAGGUACGCGCCAGGGUGCGGAGAUGAGCGGCUCGGAUCAGCUGGCCCUGGAGUCGGAGAAGGACGCCAGCGCCGGGGGACCGUACAAGUCGUCCGGUCACCGAGGACACCCUCUGUCUCUUCCACCGAGUCGAGGGUUGCCCCGGCCACACCACAACGUCGCCUACCACGGUCCCCCGCCGCCGCCUCCACCUCCACCGGAGGCUAUCGACAAGGUCUACUCCACCGGGGGCGGAGGUGAGGACGCCUGGCCGGCCCCCACGCCCGAGAUGCCCAAGAUCAUCUCCCUCGACGUAAAGUGCGAGAAGAACCUGAUGAAGGUCUACCUAGGGUUCGACAAGCCCUUCUAUGGCAUCGUCUUCAGCAAGGGCCACUACGGGAACGUCAACUGCGUGCACCUGCCGGCCGGGUUGGGCCGGGUGUCCGUCAACUUCGAGAUCAGCGUCCACGCCUGCGGCACCGCCGGCAACACGGAGAACGGCCUCUACGGGUACGGGGCCGAGUCCGGGUCCGGGACCUACUUCGAGAACAUCAUCGUCGUGCAGUACGACCCCCAGGUGCAGGAGGUCUGGGACCAGGCGCGCAAGCUCCGCUGCACCUGGCACGACCUCUACGAGAAGUCCGUCACCUUCCGGCCCUUCCCCGUGGACAUGCUGGACGUCGUCAGGGCGGACUUCGCCGGGGACAACGUCGGCUGCUGGAUGCAGAUCCAGGUCGGCAAGGGACCCUGGGCCUCCGAGGUAUCCGGCCUCGUCAAGAUAGGACAGACCAUGACCAUGGUCCUCGCCAUCAAGGACGACGACUCCAAGUUCGACAUGCUCGUCCGGAACUGCAUGGCUCAUGACGGGAAACGCGCUCCCAUCCAGCUGGUGGACCAGCGGGGAUGCAUCGCCAGGCCCAAGCUGAUGUCCCGGUUCACCAAGAUCAAGAACUUCGGCGCCAGCGCGUCCGUCCUCUCUUAUGCCCACUUCCAGGCGUUCAAGUUCCCGGACUCCAUGGAGGUCCACUUCCAGUGCACCAUCCAGAUCUGCAGGUACCAGUGCCCGGAGCAGUGCUCCGAAUCAGGACCCCCGCUCCUGGAGGGGCCCAACAACCUCCUGGAGAGCCAUUUAGGAGCUGGCCACCCGGACACCGGCUACGGCCUCCCGCUUCCGCUGCCUCUGGAGGCCUACCUGCAGACGGCCGCAGCGGGUCGACCGCGGGACGAGAGGCGUCGGAAGUCCCGGGAGGUCCAGCCCGACGGCGAUGGCGUCGCUCCUCAGAAGACCGUCGGCGUCAACAGGGUCAUCCGCGUCGUUUCCACCGGCGACCUCACCUUCUCCAUCGACGACUCCGGGAACGAUCGCGCCGGGUCCACGAUGAUCUUCCCCGUCAGGGAGACCAUCCCCAGCUCCUCCAUGAUCUGCAUGACCACUCCAGGCUUCGCCGUGACGCUCGUCGUCCUCUUGAGCGUCCUCCUGGCGUCUUGCGUCCUCUCCACGUAUCUCUGCGUGCGGUUGAGACCUUUUGCCAAGACGAGAAUGGACGUCGUCCCCGGGGCGAGCUACGCCGAUCAGGCCUCACCAAAAAAGUCUAUCAAGACGUGCUUUUACUCCUAA
Messenger RNA from Orussus abietinus, 1716 nucleotides. RefSeq lists its product as uncharacterized. NCBI's taxonomy places the organism in Eukaryota, Metazoa, Arthropoda, Insecta, Hymenoptera, Orussidae. The transcript has 2 exons. The record is from RefSeq and is a predicted model, not a curated record. Bases 1 to 1716 code for a protein of 571 amino acids.